UCAGCGAGGCGCUGGCAGGCAAGCCCGGCUGUGUUAGCAUAAGCGUCCGUUGGUUUAUUUGGGCGCGGGAGUGACGUCCGACCCUCCCCGAAGGUGGUCGUGGCGCCGCGGUUCGUUGCCAGUGCGGACCUGACGCUGCAGACGCCCGCAGUUGGUGACGAGGAGCGCACGCAGGUGUUGCGCCGCUCAAGGGGUUGUGAGGUGUUGUUAGGGGUUACCGCGGUUGUGUUCGUCGGCGACGCGUCUCGUGCGAUCUGAGUCUGGAAUAACGGAGUAUGUUGAGCAUGGAAGCUCGAACCGUCCGCCGAAUCGCUCGUCUUCGAAUCAGGACGUGAAAGCGGUGUGUUUCCUAUGACACUGUAGAGAAAGGAGUACUUGUCUUCAGCAAAGAAGUUCAGCUCGCAAAUCGGGGCAGAUGCCGGAGGACUGGGAGAAGGAAGCCGACCUUGAGAAGAAGCAACAGGUCCUGGAGGCGUGGGGCAAGAGCGUGGGCGCGGGCAGGAUGGCUUCCGAGGAGGCGAUGGAGCUGCAGCCGAAGGGGAGGGACGCCCCGGCGCCCGAAGGGACGGGGGAGGACGGCGACCAGGGAGGCUCCUGCUGCUGCCGCUCGCCGUGCGGGGAGUGCUUGGGCAUCUUCCUCAAGUACACGGUAGGUCGAACCAUGCAACUCUCCCUAUACGUACUAGACAUAGUAACGGACAUCGGCGUGGCUGUUACUGAUUAUCGAGCAGGAGACUACAUGUUCGCCUACCUGACGCUGGGCUUCGUGUUCGCCCCCGGGUUCCUGUUCUCCCUGUUCGCCUUCACGGAGGUCCUCAGCAACAACACGGGCCUCUUGGCGUGCUUCAAGGCGCCGCUCUGGCUCAUUAGCUUCCCGGUCCUGCCCCUUUGGCCGGUCGUGAGGGAUUUGCGUCAGAUCUUCCACGGCGUGAUGGCUCUCUUCCCGUCCCGCCGACAGCACCACCUCGAGUACCUGAAUCGCCCGAGUCGCGCCUACCUCGUCAAAUUCCUCGAGGCGUUUGCAGAGGCGGCGCCGCAGCUCCUGCUCCGCCUCUACAAGAUCACCCUCAGGCGACAACUCUUGCCUUUCUCUCAGUUCGAAACGUUGGAGAUCGUGCAGAUAUCCUUCUCGCUGCUCACUCUCACCACCAAGAUCAUCUCGACGCACCAGAAGAACAUCACCACCAGCCAGGUCAUCAACGGGGACAUGGAGGACUCUCAGCGCUUCAGGAUGCCGUGCUUCGUCCAGAUUCUGGCAGUGCUCUGGUGGGCCGGCUUCUUGGUCGCUCGGUUCCAGGCGAUGGCGCUCUUUGCUGGCUCCUGGAAGGCCUGGAUCUUCCUCGUGAUCGGCCUCCACGUUGCCCUGGUGUUCCUCUUCCAGACCGUCGCCGCGGGGAAGAACAGGCUGAAGAGGGUCUUCAUCUACCUCUUUAGCGCCUUUGUCUUCAUCUUCGCUUACUUGCAGUUCAACAUGAAAGCGAGGUUAAAGGUGGCAGCUUGGUUCCCUUACACUGUGUAUGCAAUACUGGUGUUCCUGGAGAACUCGGUCAUGCUCGUGAUGUGGUUCAUGAGCCAAAUGAACGCCGCGUCCGCCUUGCCCGAAGAGGAGCAGGCGGUUUACACCAUUCACAGGGAGCGGCUCAUCUUCAUCCACUACGGCUGCUUCUGCUUCAGCCUCUUCAUGAUGAUCCUCACCUUCGUCUGCGCCCCAGGGCCUCCCCCCGACGCCCGCGAGGAGGACGAGAAGGAGAAUGUGGGCGCCACCGUUACGAAGGUGUCGAGCUUCAGCCACGGAUGAAGGUGUGAAUGAAGGUGCUAAUUAAAGACAAAGAUUUGAUCGUAUUUGAUUUGUUUUGCGUCACUUUGUAUUCGAAACAUACAAACAUUAAGAAUGUAUAAGAAAUAAAGAAAUAUUCUCUAAAA
Messenger RNA from Penaeus vannamei (Pacific white shrimp), 1923 nucleotides. RefSeq names its product XK-related protein 6. Gene Ontology annotation, cellular component: plasma membrane. Gene Ontology annotation, biological process: engulfment of apoptotic cell; apoptotic process involved in development; phosphatidylserine exposure on apoptotic cell surface. Lineage: Eukaryota; Metazoa; Arthropoda; Malacostraca; Decapoda; Penaeidae. The record is from RefSeq and is a predicted model, not a curated record.